Messenger RNA from Pocillopora meandrina, 1326 nucleotides. The record is from the annotation of a GenBank genome assembly. NCBI's taxonomy places the organism in Eukaryota, Metazoa, Cnidaria, Anthozoa, Scleractinia, Pocilloporidae.
AUGAAUGUUUUGCUGGCAAUGUUCAAGAAGGAGCUGGAAAAGAUAGGAAUUGAUGCAGGUAGCUACACAAAGCAGAAGCUGAAAGCACGAUUGAUGGCUCAUUUUAAGGAACGUCUUGUUUUCCAUCAGUCACCUCAACAAUCCAGACCGGAAAUUGUUUUCAGCAGAUCCAUCUCCUUAAUUGAUGUCAUAAAUGCAGCAAGCACUUGUCCAUUACGUGACGAAACAAACUCUAUCAGCAUGGAUAAGCCAGAGUCAGAAACUUUCAGUUUCCUAGACAUCUACACUAUAGCUUCCAUUAUCAGGCGGGAGAUGCUGAGAUGUGAGGGCAUUAACAUCAACCCACUUGACAUCCGAGAUUUACACUUGGAUACUGCAAAAUCUCUUCUUCCCAAGAGCCUUUAUUGGCUUAUCAGGUGGAUUGUUACUGGAGAACAGUACAGCGACGACUCACCUUCUAGUGCAAGGAGUACAACCGAUGAGCGGAAGAUUGUUAUGGCUGGGCAGGAUCUUAUUCAUUGUGCAUCACAUGCCAGAGUAAAGCUGCCCAAGCACGUAGGUCUCGCUAUGACCGUCAAGCACUUAAAUGGUUCCAAACAACUGAUAACACUUUUAAACAGAAUGGGUUACUGUUCUUCCUAUGAAGAGAUCGAACAAGUGGAGACCAGCUUGGCAAAUGAAAGCUUAGCGAGAGCACAUGCCAGUGGUGUUGUGAUCCCUACUAACAUAAGACCUGGUGCAUUCAUUCAGUUGGCGGCUGAUAACAACGAUAUUAAUGAAGAAACCAUCGACGGCAAGAACACAACGCAUGCAACAACACUUGCUAUAUAUCAGCCAAAGCAGUACGGUCCUCUGCCAGAACGGAUUGUGCUUGCUGACCACUCCAAGAAGAAGCGAUCACUGGAUUCUGCUCAAAAUGUAGUUGCCAUGGAGGAAGUUAGUUUCGGAGGCAGACGUCCUACUUUAACUAAUUUUGUUGGGAACGAUGUUAUUACCUGGUUUCAGUGCGACCAACAGUUUCUAUCUGUCCGCAUGGAUGACCUUUGCUGGAUGUUACUUCGUCUUUCUGAUCCUCUCAUGGCAUCUAAUCAACAGUCUCUAGAGGAACAGACUAUACCUGGUUGGAAAGGGUUCAAUGCCAUCACACACCCCACCAUUCCUGUGAAGACCAAUAUCGGCUAUCACCCAAUGAUCCAUGCAGAGUCUAGUAACUUUAGCACUCUUUACACCCUGAUGAAACUGGCCCAAAAGAUAUGCGACACAAUGGGACAGCACGAUUCUGUAAUUACCUUUGAUCUUGCCCUCUACGCAAAAGCUAAGCAGCUA